Messenger RNA from Psammomys obesus (fat sand rat), 9405 nucleotides. It is a transcript of the gene Bptf, whose product is annotated as bromodomain PHD finger transcription factor. The coding region runs from base 89 to 8539 and encodes 2816 amino acids. The record is from RefSeq and is a predicted model, not a curated record. Gene Ontology annotation, molecular function: RNA polymerase II cis-regulatory region sequence-specific DNA binding. Lineage: Eukaryota; Metazoa; Chordata; Mammalia; Rodentia; Muridae. The transcript has 31 exons. Gene Ontology annotation, biological process: regulation of transcription by RNA polymerase II. Gene Ontology annotation, cellular component: NURF complex.
CCUGGCCCGGACCACCCCGGCCCGCCGCGCCGUCAACAAAGUGGUGUACGAUGACCACGAGAGCGAGGACGACGACGAGGAGGAGGACAUGGUCUCGGAGGAGGACGAGGACGAGGAGGAGGAGGACGGCGACGCCGAGGAGACCCAGGAUUCCGAGGACGAGGAGGAGGAUGACAUGGAGGAGGACGACGAUGACUCCGAUUAUCCGGAGGAGAUGGAGGACGACGCCGACGACGCCAGUUACUGCACGGAGAGCAGCUUCAGGAGCCAUAGUACAUACAGCAGCACUCCAGGUAGGCGAAAACCAAGAGUGCAUCGGCCUCGUUCUCCAAUAUUAGAAGAAAAAGACAUCCCGCCCCUUGAAUUCCCCAAGUCCUCUGAGGAUUUAAUGGUGCCCAACGAGCAUAUAAUGAGUGUCACUGCCAUUUAUGAGGUGGUGCGGAACUUUGGCAGCGUGUUAAGGUUGUCCCCCUUUUGCUUUGAGGACUUCUGUGCGGCUCUUGUGAGCCAAGAGCAGUGCACACUCAUGGCGGAGAUGCACGUGGCGCUUCUGAAAGCGGUUCUGCGAGAAGAGGACACGUCCAACACCACCUUUGGCCCUGCGGACCUGAAGGACAGUGUGAAUUCCACCCUGUAUUUCAUCGACGGGAUGACAUGGCCCGAGGUCCUGCGGGUGUACUGUGAGAGUGAUAAGGAGUACCACCACGUCCUCCCUUACCAGGAGGCAGAGGACUAUCCAUACGGGCCGGUGGAGAACAAAGUCAAAGUCCUGCAGUUUCUAGUCGACCAGUUCCUUACCACCAACAUCGCCCGGGAGGAGCUGAUGUCUGAAGGAGUCAUCCAGUACGACGACCAUUGUAGGGUCUGUCACAAACUGGGAGAUUUGCUGUGCUGUGAGACAUGCUCAGCUGUAUACCAUUUGGAAUGUGUGAAGCCGCCUCUUGAAGAGGUACCAGAGGACGAGUGGCAGUGUGAAGUCUGUGUAGCACACAAGGUGCCUGGGGUGACUGACUGUGUUGCUGAAGUCCAAAAGAAUAAACCAUACGUUCGACACGAACCUAUUGGCUAUGACAGAUGCCGGAGGAAAUACUGGUUUUUAAACCGAAGACUCAUAAUAGAAGAAGACACAGAGAAUGAAAAUGAAAAGAAAGUUUGGUACUACAGCACAAAGGUCCAGCUCGCAGAAUUAAUAGACUGUCUAGACAAAGAUUACUGGGAAGCAGAACUAUGCAAAAUUCUAGAAGAAAUUCGAGAAGAGAUGCAUCAGCACAUGGACAUAACUGAAGACCUGACCAACAAAGCUCGGGGCAGCAACAAAUCCUUUCUGGCGGCAGCUAAUGAAGAAAUUUUGGACUCCUUAAGAAUCAAAAGAGGGGAAGAUGUUGACUGUGAUCAGAGCCCAGAAGAAACAGAAAAAGACAAGAGUGAGGUCGAGAGUGACAACUCCAAAAAUGCGGAGAGGAGCAGAGAGGAGCCAGGAGACCAGUCCCUUGAGAAGGACAGUGAUGACAGAGUCUCUAAUGAAGAGCCUGGGCAAGGAAAACCUGAGGAGCCAGCAGAAGUUGGGGAUAGAGGGAACUCUGCGCCAGCAAAUCUUGGCGACAACACCACAAAUGCUUCUUCAGAAGAGACUAGUCCCUGUGCAGGGAGGAGCCCCGAGGGCUGUCUCUCAGACACCCAUGAUAGCAGCAGCAUGGCAGAGAAGAAGGUGGCAUCUGAGCUCCCCCCGGAUGUACCAGAAGACUCUAACAAGACAUGUGACAGCAGUAACACUAGUGCUACCACUGCCUCCAUCCAGCCUAAUCUGGAAAACAGUAGCAGCAGCAGUGAGCUCGGUUCUGCCCAGAGUGACUCUGCUGAGGCAGCGGAUGAUCCUGAAAUUGGAGAAAGAGACUCCCAUACACCUGUCUCUGCUCAGGAAGAGAUAGGUGAUUUCAGAUUGGAGAAGUCUAAUGGAGAAAUCGCCGAGUCCCCUGGAGCUGGGAAAGGAACAUCUGGCUCCACUCGGAUCAUCACUAGAUUGCGGAACCCAGAUAGCAAACUCAGUCAGCUGAAGAGCCAGCAGGUGGCAGCUGCAGCCCACGAAGCAAACAAGUUGUUUAAGGAGGGCAAAGAGGUGCUGGUAGUUAACUCCCAGGGAGAAGUGUCUCGGCUGAGUGCCAAAAAGGAAGUGGUCAUGAAAGGGAACAUCAGCAAUUAUUUUAAGCUGGGACAAGAGGGGAAGUAUCGCGUCUACCACAAUCAGUAUUCGACCAACUCAUUUGCUCUGAACAAGCACCAGCACAGGGAAGAUCAUGAUAAGAGGAGGCACCUUGCACAUAAGUUCUGUCUCACUCCAGCCGGGGAGUUCAAGUGGAAUGGAUCUGUCCACGGCUCCAAAGUCCUGACCAUAUCUACGCUGAGGCUCACCAUCACACAGCUAGAAAGCAACAUCCCUUCUUCCUUUCUUCACCCCAAUUGGGCUUCUCACAGGGCCAAUUGGAUCAAGGCUGUCCAGAUGUGCAGUAAACCCAGGGAGUUUGCACUGGCACUUGCAAUUUUGGAGUGUGCAGUGAAGCCGGUUGUAAUGCUGCCAAUAUGGCGGGAGUCUUUAGGACAUACCAGGUUACACAGGAUGACAUCAAUUGAAAGGGAAGAAAAGGAGAAAGUUAAAAAAAAGGAGAAAAAACAAGAGGAGGAGGAAACAAUGCAGCAAGCCACAUGGGUAAAAUACACAUUCCCCGUGAAACAUCAGGUUUGGAAACAGAAAGGAGAAGAAUACAGAGUGACAGGGUAUGGCGGCUGGAGCUGGAUUAGUAAAACACAUGUUUAUAGGUUUCUUCCAAAAUUACCUGGCAAUACUAAUGUAAACUACAGGAAGCCCUUUGAAGGAACCAAAAAUAAUACGGAUGAAAAUAAGGAUGAAUCAGAUAAAAGAAAAAGUCCAAGAAGUCCAAAAAAAAUUAAGACAGAGUGUGAUUCUGAGAAAGGUGAGGCAAAAGAUGGGAAUGCUACAGCUGGAGCAGAUGAUAGUGCAAUGGAGUUCUCCAAGGUGCCUGAGAAGAAGGAGCAAGAUGUAAAAGAACUUUUAGAUUCUGAUAAUGACAAGUCCUUCAAGGAAGAACCAAUGGAGAUCGAUGAUAAUGUGAAAACAGAGUCACAUGUGGACUGUCAGGAGAGCACGCAAGUGGACGUGGUCAAUGUCAGUGAGGGGUUCCAUCUAAGGACUAGUUACAAAAAGAAAACAAAAUCCUCUAAGUUGGACGGGCUUCUGGAACGGAGGAUUCGACAGUUUACACUGGAAGAGAAACAGCGCCUUGAAAAGUUAAAGCUGGAGAACGGCCUGAAGGGGGUAGGCAAGUCCCCCACAGGCGCUCUGAAAAGCUCCUCCGAAUCCCCAAUAUCCACAAAAGCAAUUGAAGGAUGUCGGGGUGACUUGCUUAGACAGGAACAAACCCCCAGUCCAAGUCAGGCUAGCCCUGCAGACGUGGGCCAGGGUUGCUCACAAAGUGAGUCCUUGGUUCUUGGCAUCAGUGGUCCUAGUCUCAGCACAAACAAACUAUAUUCAAAAGAUCAAGUAUUAGAUGAUGUCUCCACUCAGAGUCCAGGGCCAAACUGUCAGAGACAGAACUCUGUUGACAGUGACCUAGAUACCAGUCUCUCUGAACCUGCCGGUAAGGGGCUGGAGCUGAGUCAAACUAAAACAAAAGGAAGUGACUCUUUGAUUGAUGACUCUACACCAACCAGGGCAGAUGAUGCUGGCAAUUUCAUCUAUCAGAGCAAGAAACCACCCUCACAGGAAGAUAGCAGCAGCAGUGUGUCUUCUUCCAAGAGUACAUUGCCUGCAUCAGUACCUAAAAGUACCAUUGACAGAGAUGUCCGGUCCUUACCAAAAGCAUUGGACUUCGAUGGGAAAGUAGGUUGUGACUCUAAAUAUAAUAGCACUUUGGAAAAUAGUUCUGAUACUAUGUGUGUUCAGGGUAGUAAUGAAGAAGACAUGAUUGUUCAGAAUAGCAAUGAGCAGUUCAUAACUCCAGACCAAGGUGUCCAUAGUGUAGAGCCAUCAAAAUGUGAGUUACUUUCUAAAUCCACUGAAAAUUGUGAAGACAAACUACAGGGUAAGGUAACUGAAUCAAAUGGUAAAAAAACAGUCCAGAACCAAAAACUGGAUGAGAGACCAGUUAACAAAUGCACCGACCAAACAAGCCUAAAACAUACCACUGACAAAAAGAAUAAUGAAAAUAGAGAGUCUGAAAAGAAAGGACAGAAGGCAAAUAAAUUUCAAAUAAAUGGCAAAGAGAGUAAAACUAAAGGGUAUCUCAAGGGACAGUGUGUGAAGGAUGGCUCUGACAGUAAAGCUGUGAGUGGUACUGCUGAACCAAAGGUCAAUAAUAUCAAUAAAGCCAUCCCUGGAAAUGUCAAGUCACUGGCUGUUAAAGAAUCUGCUGUGAAGCCUUUCGUCAAUGGUGACGUCAUCAUGGAAGAUUUCAAUGAACAGAACAGUUGUUCAGAAACCAACUCACAUUCACUGAGUUCUUCAGAUGCCAAAGGGAAUCACCAAGAUGACCUCCAUGUCCUACUAGCCACCAAAGCGCCUGACAGUACACAGGUAACCAUACCCCCAGCCCCUCAUUCAGAACAUAGCUCAUUAAACCAGGUGGAAGACAUGGAAACGGAAGGUCCAGAGGGUAAGAAGGUUACUCCAUCCCCCGUUGGGACAGAGGGCUCUACCCUUAGUGAGGACUUGAUGGAUGAAAAUGGUCUGUCGUCCAGCAACGAUGAGAGCGUCAGUGGAGAAUCCAGAAGGAAAACGGUCAUCACAGAAGUCACCACAAUGACGUCGACGGUUGCCACAGAAUCAAAAACUGUCAUUAAGGUAGCAAAAGGGGACAAGCAAACUGUGGUUUCUUCCACAGAGAAUUGUGCCAGGUCCACUGUCACAACUACCACUACCACUGUGACAAAGCUCUGCACACCCUCCACAGACAGUGGUGUGGACACCGUCUCUGUAAAGGAGCAGAGCAAAACUGUGGUCACCACGACAGUCACAGACGCCCUGACCACGGCAGGGAGCACACUGGUGACAUCUAUGACAGUGAGCAAAGAGUACUCCACAAGAGACAGAGUAAAGCUCAUGAAGUUCUCAAGACCCAGGAAGACCCGCUCAGGAACAGCCCUGCCGUCCUACAGGAAAUUCGUUACCAAGAGCAGCAAAAAGAGCAUAUUCGUGUUGCCCAGCGAUGACUUGAAAAAGCUGGCCAGGAAAGGAGGGAUCCGAGAAGUCCCUUACUUUAAUUAUAAUGCAAAACCUGCGCUGGAUAUAUGGCCAUAUCCUUCUCCUAGACCGACCUUUGGUAUCACAUGGAGGUAUAGACUUCAGACGGUAAAGUCCUUAGCAGGAGUGAGCCUGAUGUUACGGUUACUCUGGGCCAGUUUGAGAUGGGAUGACAUGGCAGCCAAGGCUCCUCCAGGAGGAGGGACUACACGGACAGAAACUUCUGAAACUGAAAUCACAACCACAGAGAUAAUUAAGAGGCGUGAUGUGGGUCCUUACGGCAUUCGUUCUGAGUAUUGUAUCAGGAAGAUCAUUUGUCCCAUUGGAGUUCCAGAAGCACCGAAAGAAACACCCACACCUCAGCGGAAAGGCCUUCGGUCAAGUGCGCUGCGGCCAAAGAGACCAGAAACACCCAAGCAGACGGGCCCAGUUAUCAUUGAAACCUGGGUGGCGGAAGAGGAACUGGAACUCUGGGAGAUCAGGGCUUUCGCUGAGAGAGUGGAGAAAGAAAAGGCUCAAGCGGUGGAGCAGCAGGCUAAGAAACGCUUGGAGCAGCAGAAACCUGCAGUCGUAGCGUCCACCACGUCCCAAACAAACAGCACGAGCAGCACCGUCUCCCCAGCUCAGAAGGUGAUGGUGGCUCCCUUGAGUGGCUCAGUCACCCCUGGAACAAAGAUGGUGCUAGCCACAAAAGUUGGAUCUCCUGCCACAGUCACAUUCCAGCAAAACAAGAACUUCCAUCAAACUUUUGCCACGUGGGUGAAGCAAGGCCAAUCCAAUUCAGGCGUGGUCCAAGUGCAGCAGAAAGUCCUGGGUAUCAUUCCAUCGACAACAGGUCCAAGUCAGCAGACCUUUACUUCAUUCCAGCCCAGGACCGCAACCGUCACAAUUAGGCCCAAUACCUCAGCCUCUGCAGGAACCACUACCGCGUCACAGGUAAUCGCAGGGCCUCAGAUCCGCCCUGGUAUGACUGUGAUUAGAACACCACUUCAACAGCCAACACUAGGAAAGGCGAUCAUUCGAACACCUGUGAUGGUGCAGCCAGGUGCUCCCCAACAAGUGGUAACUCAGAUCAUCCGAGGACAGCCUGUUUCCACCGCCAUUUCUGCCCCGAGUCCGGCUUCUGCAGCACCUGUGCAAAAAGGCUUACCUCCAGCAGCAGCAGCUGGGACCGCACAGCCUUCACCCCCACACACCCCCCGCCCGCAGCAAGGGCAAGUGAAGCUCACCAUGGCGCAGCUCACUCAGCUGACACAGGGCCAUGGUGGCAACCAAGGUUUAACAGUAGUAAUUCAAGGACAAGGUCAGACUACCGGACAGUUGCAGUUGAUACCUCAGGGGAUGACGGUUCUUCCAGGGCCAGGACAGCAGCUCAUGCAAGCUGCAAUGCCAAAUGGCACCGUUCAGCGGUUCCUCUUUACCCCACUGACUACAGCAGCUACGGCCGCCAGCAGCAGCAGCAGCACCACCACCAAUACCACAGCAGCAGGUUCAGGUGAACAAAAACAAAGUAAAUUAUUACCCCAGCCCCAGGUACAACCAGCCACAACCCUGGCACCAACUCCAUCGCCAUCGUCGAGUGUGAGUCCUGCAGAAGCGCAGCCACAGACUACUCAGCCUGCAGCACAGUCACUGCCCCUCCCCCCACCCGCAGCGCAGCCUGAAGUCCAGACCCAGCCUCCUGUCUCGCCCCAUGUCCCUUCUGAAGCACAGCCAUCCAAACCCCAAGUUGCAGCACAGUGUCCGCCUCAGAGCAGUGUCCAAGGACAGUCUCCUGUUCGUGUCCAGAGCCCGCCACUGACUCGAAUACGUCCAUCAACUCCAUCCCAAGUGACUCCUGGACAGCAGCCCCAGGUUCAGACUCCAGCUUCACAGCCGGUUCCACUUCCAUCCCCCACAUCUCUGCAGGCACCUUCCCAAGGCCAGCCACAGUCACAGCCCCAGGUGGUGAUGAAACAUAAUGCUGUAAUAGAACAUUUAAAACAGAAAAAGACCAUGACUCCAGCUGAAAGAGAAGAAAAUCAAAGAAUGAUUGUCUGUAACCAGGUGAUGAAGUACAUUCUGGAUAAGAUAGAUAAAGAAGAAAAGCAGGCAGCAAAGAAACGCAAGCGAGAGGAGAGUGUGGAGCAGAAGCGGAGCAAACAGAAUGCCAGCAAGCUCUCUGCUCUGCUGUUCAAACACAAGGAGCAGCUCAAAGCCGAGAUCCUGAAAAAGAGGGCGCUCCUGGACAAAGAGCUGCAGAUCCAAGUGCAGGAAGAGCUGAAGAGAGACAUGAAAAUAAAGAAGGAGAAAGAUAUGGCACAGGUGACACACGUCAGUGCUGCCACAGUACCCACACCCCCAGUGCCAGCGUCAGCGCCAGCCCCAGUGCCAGCAUCAGCGCCAGCUGCCCCUCCAGCUCCUCCUCCUCCUUCGCCUCCCUCAGCACACGGUCUGCAGCCUGCAGGCCACCCCACAGCCCCACUGCCUGUCGCUUCCCAGAAGAGGAAGCGGGAGGAGGAGAGGGACUCCAAGUCCAAAAAGAAGAAAAUGAUCUCCACCACCUCCAAGGAGGCCAAAAAGGACACCAGGCUGUACUGCAUCUGCAAGACGCCAUAUGACGAGUCUAAGUUCUAUAUUGGCUGUGAUCUUUGUACUAACUGGUAUCAUGGAGAAUGUGUUGGCAUCACAGAAAAGGAGGCUAAGAAAAUGGAUGUGUACAUCUGUAAUGAUUGUAAGCGGGCACAAGAGGGCAGCAGUGAGGAAUUGUACUGUAUCUGCAGGACACCUUAUGAUGAGUCACAAUUUUAUAUUGGCUGUGAUCGGUGUCAGAACUGGUACCACGGGCGCUGUGUUGGCAUCUUGCAAAGUGAGGCAGAGCUCAUUGAUGAGUAUGUCUGUCCACAGUGCCAGUCAACGGAGGAUGCCAUGACAGUGCUCACACCACUGACAGAAAAAGACUAUGAAGGCUUGAAGAGGGUGCUGCGCUCCUUACAGGCCCAUAAGAUGGCUUGGCCUUUCCUUGAACCGGUAGACCCCAAUGAUGCACCAGAUUAUUACGGUGUUAUUAAAGAGCCGAUGGACCUUGCCACCAUGGAAGAGCGAAUACAAAAACGGUAUUAUGAAAAGCUGACAGAGUUCGUGGCAGAUAUGACCAAAAUUUUUGAUAACUGCCGUUACUACAAUCCCAGUGACUCCCCUUUUUAUCAGUGUGCAGAAGUUCUUGAAUCAUUCUUUGUACAGAAACUAAAAGGAUUCAAGGCCAGCAGGUCUCAUAACAACAAGCUGCAGUCUACACCUCCUUAGAGCUCAGCGUGUCACCUAAGCUAGACACAGCGAGAGGCUGGCGCUCUGAACUAUAAAGUAAAGCGCCAGAUGUUCUCAGUCAGGCUACCCUGACAAGACUUGACCAUAACCUCGUUCCUAUUGGUCACAACAAUCCAGUUGUAUUCUUGGCCAAUUUUGUCCAACAGACAAAGGAAAAGCAAAGUCAACGACACCGUUACACCGUUGUCUUGUCGAGAGCAAAUGGCUUUGCUAUUGUGGCAGAAGCAGGAAACUUUGUUUAUUGAAAAAAAAAAAAAAAAAAGAAAAAAGAAAGAAAAAAAAGAUACUAUGGGGUCAAGUGUAACUCCGUGGAAAUGCCACGUCUGCUCUUCAGUGAAGAAGCUGCUUAGAGUCUCACAGAAAACUUUGACUGUAUUUAUUUAUUGUUGCAAAAAAGACGCUUUUUUAUUGCUGCCCUCAUUUGUCAGCUAAUUAUUUUUUCUUAUAAAAUCCAGCCCUGGUCACGUGUAUCCAUCGUGUAUCUAUCAUGAUUCCUGUAGGUGACGUACAAGGCGACCUCUAGGUGUCUUUUCUUUCUAUGAAAGGAGCUGCUAUGUACACAAGUGCACACAACUGGGAAUCAACAGUGAGUCUAUCGUUCACAGUAGACACAAAUGAAGCCUACGGAAAGGCUGGGCUAAGUGGUCCUGGACUACAGACUUCGUUGCCUUGACUACACCAGUACAGACUGUCAUUUACUCUGCACCGGGCUAAAUGAGCAAAAUCUAUUUGAAGGUAUCUUGUUUGUAAACAUUUGUCAGAUUCUAAUUUUUUUUCUUUUUGUAUUAAAAUUCAACUAUGGAUGUAUAUGAAUCGAAAUAAAUGGAGAUCAUUUUUCUCCCCCA